UAAAUAUCAUCAACACUCUUAGCUUCCUUCUCUAGCAAUAACACAAUUCUUUCGAGUCUAUAUUCCUUCAAAAUGACUCACAAUCGUGUUUGUUUCAUGUCCUUCCUUCUCAUAACAUUGGUAGCAGUUGCAUCUGCCAGUGAUUAUAGUACCUAUAGUCCUGCUCCUGCAUACAAGACACCAUCUUAUUCUCCGGUGUAUAAGUCGCCUGUUUAUACUCCAUCUCCAGUGUACAAGUCUCCAGUUUAUUCACCAUCACCUGUUUAUAAGUCUCCAAUUUACUCACCAUCACCAGUAUAUAAGACCCCUGUUUAUACGCCAUCACCGGUGUAUAAGUCUCCCGUAUACACACCAUCACCAGUGUAUAAAUCUCCAAAGUAUACUCCUUCACCAGUUUAUAAGUCUCCAUCCCCUAUAUACAAGUCACCAGAAUACAAGUCUCCGGUUUAUACCCCUUCACCAGUGUAUAAAUCCCCAUCAUACACUCCUUCCCCUGUGUACAAAUCACCAGUUUACACUCCAUCCCCAACAUACAAGACACCCGUUUAUACUCCUUCCCCAGUGUACAAGUCACCCGUUUAUACUCCUUCCCCAGUAUACAAGUCACCGGUUUACACUCCUUCCCCAGUGUACAAGUCAUCGGUGUACACUCCAUCCCCAGUAUACAAGUCACCGGUGUACACUCCAUCCCCAGUGUACAAAUCACCUGUUUACACUCCUUCCCCAGUUUACAAGUCACCCGUUUACACUCCUUCCCCUGUGUACAAGUCACCAGUUUACACUCCUUCUCCAGUGUACAAAUCACCAGUUUACACUCCUUCUCCAGUGUACAAGUCACCAGUUUACACUCCUUCCCCUGUUUACAAGUCACCGGUUUACACUCCUUCCCCAGUUUACAAGUCACCCGUUUACACUCCUUCCCCCGUGUACAAGUCACCGGUUUACACUCCAUCCCCUGUGUACAAGUCACCGAUUUACACUCCUUCCCCAGUGUACAAAUCACCUGUAUACACUCCUUCUCCCGUGUACAAGUCACCGAUUUACACUCCUUCCCCAGUGUAUAAGUCACCAGUAUACACUCCUUCCCCUGUCUACAAGUCACCAAUUUACACUCCUUCCCCUGUGUACAAGUCACCUGUUUACACUCCAUCUCCCGUGUACAAGUCACCGGUUUACACUCCUUCUCCGGUGUACAAGUCACCAGUUUACACUCCUUCUCCAGUGUACAAGUCACCAGCUUACACUCCAUCCCAUGUGUACAAGUCACCAGUUUAUACCGCAUCACCAAUCUACAAAUCUCCAAUUUAUACCCCUUCUCCAAUUUACAAAUCUCCAACAUAUACUCCAAGUCCUUCAUACGGAUAUUAAGCAAAUACGACAAUUAAAAUGAUUGUUUUGAUUUGCAUAUCUUCAAAUUGUAUCUUGUGUUUGAGAAGUUAAGUUGGGUGAAGUAGUUGUUUCAUAUCUAUUGUAUUCCUUUAUAUUCAAAUUAAUAAAGAAUUAUUGCUUUUGACUA
Messenger RNA from Beta vulgaris subsp. vulgaris (sugar beet), 1516 nucleotides. Its product is annotated as repetitive proline-rich cell wall protein 1-like. The record is from RefSeq and is a predicted model, not a curated record. Bases 73 to 1368 code for a protein of 431 amino acids. Lineage: Eukaryota; Viridiplantae; Streptophyta; Magnoliopsida; Caryophyllales; Amaranthaceae. The transcript has a single exon.